UCCACACUCCCGAGGAGGCUCACGCAGGCUUCGAAGGAGUAGUCCGUCCAAUUUUUAUAUUUUAAAAAAAAAACAGAACAGCUCUUUUUUUUUAUAAAUUAAUUUGUCUCUUCUGAUUGAUUCCUCGGACAGAGCUGUUUGGUAAUUUUUUUAAAAAAAAUAAUGUCGUACGGAUACGAUGAUGAUGACGCGAAGAAGAGGAAGAGGUACGUCAUCAUCACCAUCUCCUCCGUUCUCCUAAUCUCAAUGGUCGUCGCCGUUACGGUCGGCGUUAGUCUGAACAAGGAAGAUAACGGCGAUGGGGAGGGCGGUAACGGACAGGUUACGGCCUCCGUUAAAGCCAUCAAGGAGGUAUGUGCACCGACGGAUUACAAGAAGACAUGCGAGGACACGCUGAGGAAAAACGCCAACAAUACGUCUGAUCCGUUGGAGCUCGUGAAAACGGCUUUUGAGGUGACGAUGAAGCAAAUCGCGGAGGCCGCGGCCAAAUCGAAGACGCUGAUCGAGAUUCAGAAGGAUCCGAGGACGAAGAUGGCUCUUGAUCAGUGCAAGGAGCUUAUGGAUUACGCCUUCGACGAACUCAAGAGCUCGUUCGACGAGCUGGGCAAGUUCGAGUUCCAUAAACUGGACGAGGCCUUGAUCAAUCUCAGGAUCUGGCUCAGUGCCGCCAUAAGCCACGAGACCACGUGCCUCGAAGGGUUCGAGCAAACGCAGGGCAAUGCAGGGGAGACGAUGAAGAAGGCGUUGAAGACAGCGAUCCAGUUGACUCACAACGGUCUGGCAAUUGUGACCGAGAUGUCGGAUUUCGUGGGUCAGAUGCAGAUUUCCGGUCUGAACAGUCGUAGGUUGUUGUCUAGUAACGGUUACCCGUCGUGGGUCGACGCACGUGCACGACGUCUCUUGGCCGCGACGGUGACGGACGUGAAACCCGACAUCGUGGUGGCUCAGGACGGUAGCGGUCAGUAUGCGACGAUCAACGAGGCGUUGGAACACGUCCCGAAGAAGAAGAACGUGACGUUCGUGGUUCACAUUAAGGCAGGUGUUUACAAGGAGUAUAUUCAGGUGAACAAGAGCAUGACAGAUCUUGUCUUCAUCGGCGACGGUCCGGAUAAGACCAUCAUCUCCGGCGAUAAAGGUUUCAAGGACGGUAUCACCACUUACCGGACACAAACCGUCGCUAUUGUCGGAGACCGUUUUAUCGCCAAGGACAUCGGGUUCGAGAAUACGGCCGGAGCGAUCAAGCACCAGGCAGUCGCGGUCAGAGUCCAAUCGGAUAUGUCGGUUUUCUACAACUGCAGAUUCGACGGUUACCAAGACACGCUCUACACUCAUUCCCACCGUCAGUUCUUCCGUGACUGCACCAUCUCCGGUACCAUCGAUUUCCUGUUUGGGGACGCGGCCGCGGUUUUCCAGAACUGUACGCUCCUUGUCAGGAAGCCGCUUCCUAACCAAGCCUGCCCGAUAACUGCUCAUGGACGUCAAGACCCUAGGGAGCCGACCGGGUUCGUCUUCCAAGGUUGUCAGAUCGCCGGCGAGCCGGAUUACUUGUCGGUCAAGGCAACGUCCAAGGCUUACCUCGGAAGGCCAUGGAAGGCAUACUCAAGAACCAUCAUCAUGAACACAUUCAUCCCGGAUUUCGUCCAGCCACAGGGCUGGCAACCGUGGAACGGCGAUUUCGGCCUCAGCACCUUGUUCUACUCCGAAAUCCAGAAUACCGGACCGGGUUCAGACGUAGUAAACCGGGUCACUUGGGCCGGUAUCAAGAAAUUGACGAACAAUGACCUCCUCCAGUUCACUCCUGCUCAGUUCAUUCAAGGUGAUUCUUGGAUUCCAGCCACAGGUGUACCCUACACUCCCGGUUUUUUCGCCGGAACCGGUUCACCCGUCCCGGUCGCCGCAUCAGGACCCGUCGAAGCAACGAGUACCGGUUUUGUUCAAACAACCCUGUCUGAGCCCUCGACCGCUCCGGCUCCUAGUCCGAGUUCCAUCGCCAUGGAGGACCCAGUAAGUGGCUCAGAGGCCUCGACCGCUCCGGCUCCUGGUCCGAGCUCCUUAGCCAUGGAGGACCCAAAUCCCUCAGAGGCCUCGACCGCUCCGAGUUCCUUUGUUACGUAUGACCUAAGUCCCUCCUCUUCUCCGGCGGCUGCUCCUGCUCCUGAGGGCUCGGCUUAGAAGUCAACGACAACGUUUGUGUUUGAGUCUACAUAAUAGAGUUUGACUUAUAAAUGUUUUUUUUUUCUGAAAAAAAAGGAAAGGAUGGAAAAAGUUUUAUAAAACAAAAGAAAAAUUUGACAAAAAAUCUUGGUCUGCCAAAUUGAUGGGGAAUGCUUUUUUAGCCUUGUAUCAUCAUGUUAAAAUCUUCGCUUAUUUCCAA
Messenger RNA from Tarenaya hassleriana, 2374 nucleotides. RefSeq names its product probable pectinesterase/pectinesterase inhibitor 21. Gene Ontology annotation, biological process: cell wall modification. The coding region runs from base 163 to 2172 and encodes 669 amino acids. Gene Ontology annotation, molecular function: pectinesterase inhibitor activity; pectinesterase activity. The transcript has 2 exons. The record is from RefSeq and is a predicted model, not a curated record. Lineage: Eukaryota; Viridiplantae; Streptophyta; Magnoliopsida; Brassicales; Cleomaceae.